Messenger RNA from Lactuca virosa, 912 nucleotides. NCBI's taxonomy places the organism in Eukaryota, Viridiplantae, Streptophyta, Magnoliopsida, Asterales, Asteraceae. The record is from the annotation of a GenBank genome assembly.
AUGCCUAGUUUUUCACUUGGACUUGGUCUUGGUCUAACACAAGAGUUUCAGGAAGGAGAUGAAAGCAGUGAAGAUGAACAAGAGAAGAAAGAAAGAAAAGAUGAAAAACUUGAUGAAGAAGAAAGUUAUGAUUCAAAAGAAACAAAAUGUGACAAUAAUAUCUUGGGAAUUAAAGAUCAUCAAGAGGGAAAAAGAUAUGUAGGAAAAAGAUUAAAAAAACCAUCACUGAAGGUAUCUUCUCUUUAUAAUCAAAAAGAGGUUUGUGCAUCGAAAUUUGUAGAUCCAGAUGAAGUAAAAGUAUCAGAUAGAAUUUUUUCCCGAAUUGGUAAUAGAUGUGAGAAGAUAUUUCAAACUAAGAGAGGUUAUGUGCUUGGAAUAGGAAUAAUUGAAACCAUGCAGACAGGAUUAUGGAUACAUGCAGAUGUCAUUGAUGCUUGGAUUGAUGUUUUGAACUAUGAAGAAAAGCUCAAAUCAAAUUCUGCAGUGAAUCGGUAUUUCUUUGAUACAUCAAUGGUGAGACAGUUCAUAUUUGACAAAAAUAUCCCUUUCAUUGAAAGAUCUGAUAAAUUUGAGUCAAAUAUCAAAGAUGAAAUGAAAAAGGACAAAGAAAUUCUGACAUUUGAAAAAGUUCACUUGAAAAAUGACUUUUACAUCAUCUGCAUAAACUUAAAGGAACCAGCGGUUAAUGUCAUUGACAAUAUGAAUUCAAUUGCAAAGUUUUCUAGAGCUUAUCGUGAUGCACCUAAUGAAUUGAAAAUACUUUUUAGUAGGUACUUGAUGAAGGUCAAUCACAAAUCAGCUUUAAUUUUGGAGGGUGUUGAACCAGAAAGGGUGAACAUGAAUUGGCGCACGAGGGAUAAUCAUAUUGACUGUGAAGUUUUUUGCAUGCGUCAUAUGGAGACAUAUAUGUGA